AUGCCCUUGAUCUGCAUCUCCCGGCCGACGCCGACGACCGCCGCUGGGACCCUUCGGCUGCUGCAAUCCUGGGUGAGCUCCCUCUCCGCUCCGGCAGCGUGCUUCGCCUCUCUUCUGCAGGAAUGCAGGUCCCUCCGCCGUGCCCGGAGCAUUCACCAGCAGCUCCUCUCUGGCGGCGCCGCCGUCCCCCCCGCACCGCCGCGCCUGGCUGUCCCGCUCGUGGCCGCCUACGCCGCCUGCGGCGCCCUCGCAGACGCCCUCAGGACCCUGGAGAGCCUCUGUCCUCAGUCGACCUUCUGCUGGAACCUGCUCAUCAAGCAUGAGGCCUGCCGGGGGCUGCCCUUCCGCGCCUUCUCCCUCUGCGCCCGCAUGCGCCGGCACGGCACUCCCCCCGACGGCUUCACCUUUCCCUACAUCCUCAAGGCCUGCAGCGAGCUCCGUUCCCUCCUUCGGGGAGCCUCCGUCCACGCCGUCGUGUGCAGAGAAGGCUUCGUGUCGAACGUCUUCGCCUGCAACGCCCUGGUCGCCAUGUACGGUCGAUGCGGCGCCCCGGAGAACGCCCGCCGCAUGUUCGACGAAAUGCUCCAGCUGGGAAUCGAAGACGUGGUGUCUUGGAAUUCCAUGGUGGCGAGCCACACGCAGAACGGGGAGCUCGCCCUCGCCCUGGAGACCUUCGGGCAGAUGAGAUCUUCUCUGGCCAGACCGUGCUCCCCCGACGAGGUCAGCCUCGUCAACAUCCUACCGGCUUGCGCUUCCAUGGGGGCAUCCUCUCAGGGCAAGCAGGUACAUGGAUUCGCCUACCGAAGGGGUCUUUUCUCUGAUCUGUUCGUAGGCAACGCCAUCGUAGAUCUGUACGCCAAGUGUGGGAUGAUGAGGGACGCCCUCGGGGUGUUCGAGCGCAUGGAGGUCAAGGACGUCGUAUCCUGGAACGCCAUGGUCACCGGGUACUCGCAGAACGGGGACUUCGACGGCGCUCUCAGGCUGUUCGAGGAGAUGAACCGGGAGAAGGUCACCCUGAACGUGGUGACAUGGAGCGCCGUGAUCGCGGGGUACGCACAGAGGGGCCACGGCCACGAGGCGCUCGGAGUCUUCCGCCGGAUGCAGGCGUCUGGUUCGGAGCCGAACGCGAUCACCAUCAUCUCCAUCCUCUCCGCCUGCGCCUCUGUUGGAGCUCUGGCCCAGGGCAUGGAGCUCCACGCCCACGCCCUCAGGAGAUGCCUCAUGACGUGGGGCAGCGUCGGCGGCGGCGCCGAGGAGGAUCUCAUGGUGCUGAACGCCCUCGCUGACAUGUACUGCAAAUGCAAGAGCUUCGACCGCGCCCGUGCCAUGUUCGAUCAGGUGCCAGCGAGGGAGAGGAACGUGGUCACCUGGACUGUGAUGAUCGGCGGCUACGCUCAGCACGGAGAUGCCAACGCCGCUCUCGAGCUCUUCUCCCAGAUGGUUCGUCAGGAGAAGCCCGUCUCCCCCAACGCCUUCACCAUCUCCUGCGUGCUCAUGGCCUCCGCCCGUCUAGCAGCUCUCCACGUCGGGAUGCAAGUCCACGCCUACGUCGUCCGCCGCAGGUUCGAGGCCACGAUGUUGCACGUAGCCAACUGCCUCAUCGACAUGUACUCCAAGUGCGGCGACGUCGACGCCGCGCACGGCGUGUUCGGCGAAAUGCCGGAGAGAAACGGCGUGUCGUGGGCCUCCUUGAUGUCCGGCUACGGCGCACACGGCCGAGGCGGAGACGUACUCCGCAUCUUUGCCCAGAUGCUGGAAGCAGGUUUGGAACCCGACGGCGUCGUCUUCCUCAUCCUCCUUUAUGCCUGCAGCCACUCGGGGAUGGUCGAGCAGGGGCUGGCGUACUUCCGCGGGAUGGCCGGCGAGUUCGGCGUGGCCGCCGGGCCGGAGCACUACGCCUGCAUGGUCGACAUCCUGGGCCGCGCCGGCCGCCUGGAUGACGCCGAGAAGCUGAUCGACGAAAUGCCGAUGAAGCCCACGCCGGUGGUGUGGGUGGCCCUGCUCAGCGCCUGCCGGCUCCACGCCGACCUGCGACUCGCCGAGCGCGCCUCCGGCGAACUAUCCCAGCUCGGCUUCGACUACGACGGGUCGUACACCCUCCUCUCCAACAUCUAUGCCAAGGCCGGGCGAUGGCAGGACGUCGCCAGGGUCCGAGGCCUGAUGCGGAAGAUGGGCGUCAAGAAGAGGCCGGGUUGCAGCUGGGUACAGGGGAGGAAAGGCGCCACCACCUUCUACGUCGGCGACCGCACGCACCCGCAGUCUGCUCAGAUCUACGCGCUACUAUCCUCGCUCAUCCAGCGGAUCAAGGUCCUCGGGUACACGCCUCAGACGGGCUUCGCCUUGCACGACGUGGACGAGGAGGAGAAGACCUCCCUGCUCAUGGAGCACAGCGAGAAGCUGGCCCUCGCCUUCGGCAUCCUCACCUCGCUGCCGGGGGCGCCCAUACGCAUCACCAAGAACCUGCGCGUCUGCGGGGACUGCCACAGCGCGAUGGGCUUCAUCUCCCGGGUCGUCGAGCACGAGAUCAUACUGAGGGAUUCCAGCCGCUUCCAUCGCUUCAAGGACGGUUCCUGCUCCUGCGGGGGCUACUGGUGA
Spirodela intermedia is the source of this 2595-nucleotide messenger RNA. NCBI's taxonomy places the organism in Eukaryota, Viridiplantae, Streptophyta, Magnoliopsida, Alismatales, Araceae. The record is from the annotation of a GenBank genome assembly.